CCGUCAACAGACUUGUCGAACAAUUUGAUACGAACUGUGUCCAAUCGUCCCGUCGACUCGUCUUCAGUGACCCAACCGAUCGACAAUUCCUCCGUUCAGCAGCCCGAUGACCAUGAAGCAAAUCUAUUCUCAACUACUAAUCCCGAAGAAUGUGCUCAGACUCCAGUAGAAGAGAUUGUUCGUUCAUCCUCGAACCGGCUAACUCAAGCCAGUCACCAACUUGCGGCAGCCUUGAUAUCAGCACCUGCAUCGAAUGGAUUGCUGUUUGUAACUGAGGCAAAUGUAAAGUCACGUAUACCUGGUCAUGGAGUCCAAAUGCAUGAGAAAUUAUCGGCUCGAUCUCGACGUCGCACAACAAAUUCUAUUCAAGAACUGGAACAAAAACAAACUCGGGCUCGUAUUUUGCGCCAGCAACAUUUACUGGAACGUGCGGAGCGUGUGCACGAAUUGAGCAAAAAGGUUGAAGAAGUGCACAUGCAAAAGCGACUGCUGUUGCAUCAGCGUCGAUCAUGCUUGGAACGCCGAUUACACGCAGCCGAGCGGAAACGUCAAGCAGAGUUGGAACGUCGCGUGCUCAAGGCACAUGACGAAGAAACCAAAGGUCGUGAAAUCGCAUUCAUCCAGACCCUGGAAGCUGAACAGAAACAGCAUAGUAUUUUGACAAAACAUGAAGAAAGUCAGGCGCGUUUGCAUGAACUGGCGGCCGAGCGUCGUCGAAGGCUCGAAGAGAAGUUGUGCCGCGAAGAGGCAGCCAAAGGACGUCGCAGGGCUUUAGAAGCUUCUCGGCGGGCUCGUCUAGAUGCACUACAAGCCCGCUGGGAAAGUCGGGCACAGCAACUUGCUUCUCGUGCCGAACUCCUGGAACAUUCUCGUCGGGCUGCAGCUCGAGCCAAAGAACUCCAUCGAGAAGUCAAAAUCGCCAGCCUUGAAGAGCAGCAACGGACGCACAUAGAACAACUUCGUACGAAAAUCCAACGCAAGUACUUUCCAAUGUCUUAUCAAGCCGCCCUGUACAAUCCACUAUUACUCAACGUGCCACCCACCACCACCCGUGAUUUCACUCUCUUCAUACUUCAGCAAGAAGAGUCUGAACGUAGGCAUCAAGAACAGCUUCGUGAAAUCAGCCGCAAGGCGUUCGAAAUGUCCAUCCUUACUCAUACAGCAGAUGACUCCAUCACGGCUGCUGGAAUGGAACCUUAUCCUAUUCAGAAGUGGUGUCGUGCUUGCCAAGUCACGAUUGUUUCUGAGGUCGCUCUGAAAAGUCACCUUCAAGGCAAACGACAUCAAAAUGCCGUACUAGAGGCUGGUCGAAAUCGACCUUGGGACAGAUCUGAUGUGGUAAGUCUAUGA
This is a messenger RNA of Echinostoma caproni, 1350 nucleotides long. Lineage: Eukaryota; Metazoa; Platyhelminthes; Trematoda; Plagiorchiida; Echinostomatidae. The record is from the annotation of a GenBank genome assembly.